AUUUUGGAUUUGGGGCUAUAUUUUAUUUUAGACCCAAAUUUGGUAUCUUGGCCCAAAUGCCGAAAUCUUAAUUAAGCAUCUCGCCUUGAAGAAAGAAAGCAACACAGUUCGAUCCACGGUGAAGAACCAGGUCCAGGUAUCGAUUGGGAUUUGGGUGUCGUUAAACAAAUCGGAGGGAAUCUUGUUGCUAGGUUAGCCGUUAAUUUCCGAUUCCAAUUUAGUUCAAAUGACCACCCUAAACACCGACCCUGCCGCCGAUCAAGAAUCGCUAGUCCCGGCAGUUGUUAAAGACAACUUGGUAGCCAUUGAUGGUGAAGGAGACGAUGGAGAAAAAGAGCUGCAUGAGCUUUUGUUGCCUAACGUCAAUGAUCUCCCCCUCUCUCCUCCUUCUGCAAUUGAAUUCAAUUUCGUCACUUACUUCGCUCCUGAUUUUAUGAAGCCGGAGCAUGAUCAAUAUAUUUAUCGACAUGCAAAUGGGUUAUGUGUUAUUGGAUUAGCUUCUGGUCAUGUGGCAUUCAAGGAUGAAGGAGGAAUCACUUCAGUGGAUUUCAAUGUUGGAAAAUCUAACAGAAGUGAGAUCAAGGUCACUGGGAAACGCAAAAGGAAUGCACAACAUUUCGAGUCCAACACAGCCUUAUGUAAAGUAUGCACCAACAAUGGUUUCUAUAUUGUGAGAUGUUGUAUAAAAGGCUCUUUGUUGGAAGUAAAUGAGAGGUUAAUAAAGCAACCAGAGUUGCUGAAUUCAUCUGCAGAUAGAGAAGGAUACAUUGCUAUUCUUAUGCCAAAACCAACCGAAUGGAUCAAGGCUAAAGAUUCAUUCAUAACCUUAGAUGAAUACAAGAAGCUUAGACAGUUUUAAGUUUUUAACAUUUCCAAAUCUUUAACUAUUGUACCCUUAUGAUUCUUUAAUAAAGAUUAGAAUUACAAUAAAUAUGCUUUCUAUAUGUAACAAAUUUGCUACCUUUUUCUUUUUUUAUCACUUUUCUUUACAAUUUCAAGAUUCGUAGCAUUUCAAUUCUGUGAUGUGGGCAUUAUUUUAUCUACUAAGAGUCGCCUUGAUCUAUUAACAUUAAGCAAACAUAAGUAAAUAUGAUCUUCAAGCUCUUCCUUUUGUUCCAAGAAGCAACUAUCAUGAACCCUAAAUUCCCUCAUCACUUCCUCCAACAAAUCAAACUUUCUUCCAACACAUUUUCGAGCAAUCACCUUUCCAAAUUCAACUUCAUCAUGUAAUCUUCCAACAAGCCAACACAUUGUAUCAAGAUCUUUAAUCAAUGUGUAAAUACCUUUUGCUGCAACAUCCAUUUGUGAUCCAACCCUUUUGAGCUCACUUGUUUUGAGCCCUUUUUUAGUCUUGAAUAGGCCUAAGAAACACGCGAUUAAACCCGGGGAUGCUAAUGUCACAACUAAACCAUGGCAUGCGAGAACUAUCAGUGUGAUGGCUAAAACCGUAUAUGAAGCUAUGAGAGCAAAGCCUCCACAUUUUUUCAAACAUAUGAGAACCUUUCUCUUUCUUGUAAUCCUUGUGUGGUUUGUUGUUAACUUGUUUAAUAAGAGUUUAUGAUUGAUGUGUAUUUUGGGAAACUUUUCUGGGGUGAAAUCGGAUAAAGGGUUCACCAUGGAUGAAUAUGAAGCGAGUUCUUCGUAUACUUUUGUGCUACUUGGGACCCUUUGAGCUAGCUUGAUGAGCCUUUUGACUUUAUGAUGGUUGGUGUUGACUUGAUUGAUGGAUUCGAGAAGUUCUUCACAUAUGAUCCAUGCUUGUAAUCCAGAUUCAAAGAAAUCAAGGAGUAGAUGAUGGAGAUUGAAGGUUUUGGCAAGUUUGGCUAUGGCUUCAGUUUGUGGUUCGAGAAAGAUGUCACAUAGAUGGAUGUAAUGAGUGUGAAUGGAUGAUGAAGAGGAUCCAUUAUCGAAUGUUAUGUGGUUUUGAACUUUAUCGCAAAUAUCUAGGUAUGAUUGUGUUCUAAAUGCCUUCAUGUAUUCCUCGUUAACAUCCAAUAUCUCUUUGCCAAAACUUCCUGGGGAUUGUUUAAUAUUCAUGUGUUUACCUGAAAGAAAAAUGAAACGUGUCUACUUUAAAUAAAUGAAAGAAAACUUAAUCCCGGAAAACUUCAUAUUCUCCGAUAGCCUGGGAACAUAUUUAAUUUGGAAAUUAAAAGAAUUUAAAGCUUGCACUCGAAGGCCAUCAUUUGUAUUUAUAAGCUAACAACAAGAAACCAGUUCCUGAGGUGUUAGCUUAAUCACACGUUUGCUUCUAUCCCACGUUACCCACCACUGGGAGGAGAGAGAGAGAGAGAGAGAGAGAGAGAGAGAGAGAGAGAGAGAGAGAGAUAACAAACCUUAACA
Lactuca saligna is the source of this 2343-nucleotide messenger RNA. The record is from the annotation of a GenBank genome assembly. NCBI's taxonomy places the organism in Eukaryota, Viridiplantae, Streptophyta, Magnoliopsida, Asterales, Asteraceae.